Messenger RNA from Striga hermonthica, 321 nucleotides. Lineage: Eukaryota; Viridiplantae; Streptophyta; Magnoliopsida; Lamiales; Orobanchaceae. The record is from the annotation of a GenBank genome assembly.
AUGCCACUCGAACCCAGAGCUAGCUGGUUCUCCCCGAAAUGCGUUGAGGCGCAACAGUUGAUUGGACACCUAGGGGUAAAGCACUGUUUCGGUGCGAGCCGCGAGAGCGGUACCAAAUCGAGGCAGACUCUGAAUACUAGAUAUGACCUCAAAAUAGCAGGGGUCAAGGUCGGCCAGGAAAACCACUGCUUGGAAAGCGUAAUCCCCUUCACUGAAUACGAGACCAAAGAUACUGAUAUCUUGGCAGCAUUCCGAGUAACUCCUCAACCUGGAGUUCCGCCCGAAGAGGCGGGGGCUGCAGUAGCUAAAUCCGAUACAUAA